Molecule: messenger RNA, 657 nt
Organism: Racocetra fulgida
Lineage: Eukaryota; Fungi; Glomeromycota; Glomeromycetes; Diversisporales; Gigasporaceae
Source: the annotation of a GenBank genome assembly
AUGAAUAUCCAAGAUCCAGAUGCGAGAAACCUGUUAUACGCUGAGUUCCCUUUAUAUUACACUUGGAACAAAUCGAAAAAAGUAUGGAAAAGACGGAAACGUGGUGGGUGCAUCAGAAGAAUAUAUAUGGUGCAUCCUAAUGAAAACUUUGAUGAUCUUAAAACUGUUGAUGGUGUUGUAUGUACAACCUUCAAAGAAAGUGCUCAGCAAAGAGGUUUUCUAAAAAAUGAUGAUCAUCAUUGUCAAUGUUUGAAUAAGGCUAGGGAAUUUCAGAUGCCUAACCAAAUAAGAAAUCUUUUUGCAACAUUACUCAUCUUUGAAGAUCUUACAGACUUACGCCAGUUAUGGAAUGAAAACUUUAGCGCAAUGGCUAAAAACUUUGCACUCAGAGGAAUACCUGAGAGACAGCACCAAAUUCAAGCAGUUCUGCGACACAUAAAUCAAUUUCUGCAAAGGCAUUCUAAGACCGUUACUGAUUAUAACUUACCAGAACUAAUGCCAGAACAUAAUAGUGAAGAAUUACCAAUGACACUUAUUGAAGAAUUGUCUUACCAAAUUGACCCAGAAGAACUUGCAAAGGCGGAUAUAUUAAAUGAAGCACAAUGUGCUGUAUUUGCUGAAGUAAUGGGUCUUAUAAGUCGAAAUGAAAAGGUCUAG